AUGUUUGCCAACCCACCAGGGCUAGCUGAGGGGGGCCCAUUCCUGGGAGGCCCACCUCCUGGGAUAUGUCAGCCCGAACUCCAGCCAGACAGCAACUCCAACUUCAUGGCAAGUGUCAAGGAUGCCAAUGAGAAUUGGCAUGAGAUGCCAGGCAGAGUGGAGCCCACACUAAUGGGCAUUUCCCCUGAGUCACCCUCUGACAACCAGGUCUUCCAGAUUUCUGGACUCCCCGAAGGGGAAGUGCGAAGUCCUCCAGAAGGGGCAGAGAUUCCUGGGUCUGAGCCUGAGAAGAUGGGUGGUGUCAGCACGGUCUGCUCUCCGCUGGAGGAUAACGGCUAUGCCAGCAGCUCUCUGAGCAUUGACAGUCCUAGUAGCAGCCCUGAGCCUAUCUGUGGGACCCUUGGAGGCCCUGGCCCUCCAGAUCCCCUUCUGCCUUCAGUGGUCCAAGCAGUGCAACAACUGCAGGCUCAGGAGCGCUACAAAGAGCAAGAGAAGGAGAAGCACCACGUGCAUUUAGUGAUGUACCGCCGCCUGGCCCUGCUUCAGUGGAUCAGGGCCCUACAGCACCAGUUGGUUGACCAGCAGGCCCGCCUGCAAGAGAGCUUUGACACUAUCCUAGAUAACAGAAAGGAGCUUAUCCGCUGUCUCCAGCAGAGGGCAGCACCAUCCCAGGGCCAGGGCUAA
Elephantulus edwardii (Cape elephant shrew) is the source of this 684-nucleotide messenger RNA. Its product is annotated as chromosome unknown open reading frame, human C1orf216. Bases 1 to 684 code for a protein of 227 amino acids. The transcript has a single exon. The record is from RefSeq and is a predicted model, not a curated record. Lineage: Eukaryota; Metazoa; Chordata; Mammalia; Macroscelidea; Macroscelididae.